Messenger RNA from Phytophthora sojae, 672 nucleotides. RefSeq lists its product as hypothetical. The transcript has a single exon. Bases 1 to 672 code for a protein of 223 amino acids. NCBI's taxonomy places the organism in Eukaryota, Oomycota, Peronosporomycetes, Peronosporales, Peronosporaceae. The record is from RefSeq and is a predicted model, not a curated record.
AUGAAGCCGGCCGCCCACAACGCCGGCGUUCGGUUCGUUCUGCACGUGUCUGCUAAAGCAAGGUGGAUCAAAGGUGGAGUGGUGCCACGGUGGGCAGUACGGAAAGGACGAGCGCAAGGCAAAGUCAAGGUGAGCAAGACGGCGAAGACGACGGUGGCACGAGCGGAUGACCGGUGCGUGGCGGACCUAGCUGCGUGCGAGCAUCCCGAGCAAGCUGUGUCUUCAGGCAACAUCCCCACGGAAGUGAUCGCGGCAAUGGUGGCCGCCGGUGCCAAGGAGGCCAAGGAGAAGAGAGUCGACGGACAGGACUUGCGCGUGCUGCAGGUUGACAGUGUGCAGUCGGAGGCGUGGAGCAUGUACGAAGGCUGGGCCUCUUCGCUUGGCAAGAUCGACCCCAUGGUCCAGGCGCACUUCUUGCCGCCACCCGCGAUGCAACGCACGCCCGUGUGCCCUCCGCUGGUGCUCGGCACUGCCAUCCAGGACGAAGCCAACAGCAUCGUGUACCACUUUGCACCCCUCCACAUCGAGGACUUUGAAGAUGGCAUUCCAGCGCUGCUCGCAGCUGCUGCACCUCUCGCUGCCCCGCCAGCCCCGGUGAGCGCCCACCAUGCACAAGUGGCAGUCACAGUGCUGCUUGGUGCGAUCCGCUCCCCUGGACGGAUUUCCCAGUGA